UCCAAAGGUGCUUUUUAAUGUAUGGUGAGUGCACCACGGUGCGGCAUGUCUGGCCAAUUGAGCUAGCCGAAGGUGAAUUCCCUUCGAGCCCUCGCCGUCUCGAGACUACUUGAGAGCGAUGGAAACUGAAAAACUAUCUAUCUAUCUGUCUAUCUAUUUAUCCAUGAGAGAGAGAGCGCGAGAGAGCGAGAGAGGGAGAGAUCUUGGUUCCCCUCUUGUCCUCCUGGUGCUUGCAGUUGUUAUGUUUUUUGUCCUCUGGCCGCGCUGGCCAAUCCUGUGCCCCUCUCUUGUCCUACUCUUGUCUUCCUUGUGGGCUUCGACGGGCUUUGCAAGAUGGUUUGCCAAGUAUUGAAGCUUUUGUUAUUCAUGAAUGAAUGUGUAAAUAAACAGAAAAUACAAAGCGUUCCAAAGACAAACUGGCAGGAAAGAAGUCGCUCACCUAGGGAUGAAGCGAACAUAGCUGACUUUUGGUCAUCUCCAAAGGACUUGCAAUCAUGGCAGGACGAGGUGACCAAGCAUCGAAUAAAUUUCCAGGCACAGCUGGUUUUGCCAAAUGGGCAGCGCAGUCCAGGUGAUGCGCCGCUGGCUGUGGCUUUCUAUUUUUCGGGUCUUGGCCACGAGGCCAGGGACAUUCUCAAGAUGGAUUGGGGGUCCUUUGCUUCGUGCCCAUUCAUUCUUAUCGUUCCACAGCGACCAAGCGGAAGAUGGUGGUUCAUUGAUGAUGACGCAGCGUGGGGCUGGGUCGAGGGUGAGUUCUGCCAGGAGUUGGUUGAAGCCUUUGCUGCAUGGAUGAACAUGAUGAUUGACCACCCAAGAGUUGAUAAAAGGAGACUGGGCCUUUUUGGUUUCUCUGCUGGGGCGUACGCUGUACUGGAGAUGUUCGCAAGCGGUUUGGUGCCGAUUUCACGCCUUGCUGUGGGGGGACUCCAUGGUCAUGGGCAGCCAAAUGUGAAGCACAUCCCGCAAAAAAGGUCGGCCGGAGUUGUCGAGAAGUUUGAGAAGUUUCUCCAGCGUGUAGAGGGGCAUGCAGGUGCUGAACACAUUGAGGUUGUCCACGGGAAGACGGACAAGCAAUGCCCCUGGCUGGAUGCAAAGAAAAUUGUAGAUGCCCUGACGAAGAAGCAGCUUCAGCUUGGCUGCCCCAAGGUGAAACUGCGACUUCUCGAUGCACAUGAGCAGGACACAUUCUCCAAGAGAAACAAGACGCAUCACGACUACAUGAAGGCUGCCUUUAUGCGAAAAGAAUUCUUUAAGGGCUUCUUCGCGGACAAAGUUCCACACGGUGAGGCCAACAUGGCUUCACCAAAGAGGCCGCUGCCUUCAGCUUCGAUGCCUUCAGCUUCGACAUUGGAGGUUGCCAAAUUUACAGUGUCAACCAGCAUGGAUGGUUGGGAGGAGCAAGGCUUCCAGAUCUUCAGAAAAUCCGGCUUCGUGAUCAUCGAGGACGUGCUAGAUCACGUCCAAUGUUCUGAAGUUCUGGAAGAUUGCAGGCAGAUGGCCAAGGAGAUCGUUGCUCCACAAGGAGCAGGCAACAGAGGCAAGGGCCGCUACUCCUUUGGUGUCGCUUCCAGCACCGGCUCGAUUCUCCAUCGCGAAGCAAUUGCCAAGCACUUGCUCAAUGAAGGAGGACGGCUAUUGCAGCCUUUGUUGUCCCAGAUCUUCUUCGACGAAAGCGACCGGUUGUCAAGCUUCAGCUGCUAUUCUGGAGGCGGCGACUUCGUCCUCCCAGGAGUUGAAGAGUAUCAGCAUUUGCAUGCUGACAUGCAGGUGAAGAAGGACCUGGACAAGCAGAUGCCACCCCCUUUCCUCGCUAUCAACUUCGUGGUGCAGGACCUCACAGAGCUGAAUGGACCAAUGCGGAUUGUUCCAGGCAAGCGAGAGAGAGAUUGGCGCAACCAGAAAAAGGAACCAGAUCGGUGGCGCUGCUCUCGCCUUUGUCCUGUUCCCGCCGGCAGCGCUUUGGUCCGUGAUGUUCGAAUUCUACAUGGUGGGACACCGAACCUUUCUGAAGAGACGCGGUUCCUUCCGAGCGUUGAGUAUGUGUCGGCGUGGUUCAGAGCAACCCACCGCCCUGACAUGUUUCCGCCCAGAAGGUGCAUCCCACAAGAUGUUUUCGUUACACUUCAUUCUGAUGUUCAGCAGAUUUGUGAGGAGCUGGUUGCUGAGCCAGGAGACGACACCGAGGACAUGAGCCCAGAUGAUGACUGGCACAGCAAGGUUUGGCGAGGAGUCACCUUUUGGUGCACCUGAUCCAGUCUCUCGAACGUGGGAAAAGAACACUGAACAUUUCUGUGCCUGCUUUGUCAUUUGUGUAUUGAAAGUGACAAACCACACUGAGAGCUCUUGGUUGAAACUUGAAUCCUGAAGUGAAACGUGUCAAGCGGAGCAUGGUCUGCUUGAAAAACAAUCCGAA
Molecule: messenger RNA, 2413 nt
Organism: Durusdinium trenchii
Lineage: Eukaryota; Dinophyceae; Suessiales; Symbiodiniaceae
Source: the annotation of a GenBank genome assembly